AUGUCGUCGGACAUAAAGUUUCAGCAAGAUAUGCCUCCUGCGGGAGGCUAUAAACCCAUAGAUUACAAAAGAGUACCAGCCAAAACAUUCUUCAGUGGUUGGGCACUCAUAGGGGGCUACCUUGGAAUGACGGCUGGGGCUGCGUAUCUAUACUAUCUGAAUUGCAAAGCAGUGAGAGCAAGAGAACUGGAAAUGCGGAGCGCUAGCUUGGCCAUAUAUCCAAUGUUAUUAGCGGAAAGAGAUCGAGAGUACUUGAAGCAGUUGAGAAGGAACAGGGAUGAAGAAAGUAGUCUGAUGGCAAAUGUUGAAGGUUGGAAGACAGGGACCUGGUAUGGAGAACCUAUAUAUCACACAGCACCACCAAAUACCCUGAUAAAUCCAAAAUAUGUUGAGUACUAUGUUCACAGUUCAUUUAAAGAUUUUUCAGAAAGAGCAAAUAUGGCAUGGCUGUCUUAA
Phaedon cochleariae (mustard beetle) is the source of this 456-nucleotide messenger RNA. NCBI's taxonomy places the organism in Eukaryota, Metazoa, Arthropoda, Insecta, Coleoptera, Chrysomelidae. The record is from the annotation of a GenBank genome assembly.